AUGGACGUGGUUCUGGCUGUUGCUGGUAAGGAGCCAGCAUCUAUCGUGUACACUGAGCGCUACUAUGUGGUCAGUGUUUCCGCCUUGCCUUCGUCGGUAUCAACCCUGUCAACUCCAUCGAUACCAGCUCCAGCUCUCGUUCGCCGAUUUAGAAGUUGUAGCCUGCAACGGUGGCCCGAAAAGCUUGCCAAGAUCGAUUUGGGCGCCGGAGUAAUCAUCGAAGUUCAGGAUCAAACCAUGAUGGCCCAAGUGUUCGCGGUCCACUGCAAGUUGCUGGGGCAAACGGAUCAGUAA
Molecule: messenger RNA, 294 nt
Organism: Echinostoma caproni
Lineage: Eukaryota; Metazoa; Platyhelminthes; Trematoda; Plagiorchiida; Echinostomatidae
Source: the annotation of a GenBank genome assembly